AUGGACUACACCUUCAACACCACCCUAGCCGCGCCGGCGACGGGCUCUUACCACGAGCUAUACGAGAUCGCCAGCCUGAACCCCAAACUCUCCUUCCUGGAGAAGCUGUGGUGGACACACUACGCCUACUGGGACAACGACAUUAUUGCAACAGGAAUCAUCACCUUCCUCGCCCACGAGAUCCUUUACUUCAGCCGCUGCAUUCCCUGGAUCAUCGCCGACGCCUUCCCCAACCUCUUCCACCGCUUCAAAAUCCAAGACACCAAAGCGCCGCCCUCUGCCCGCGAACAAUGGAACUGCGUGAAGUACAUCCUGGCGAUUCACUUCAUCGUGGAGCUCCCUCUCAUCGUGCUCUUCCACCCGAUGAUGGAAUUCUUCGGACUGCAAUACAGCCUCCCAUUCCCGAACCUCAAGACUCUCGCCAUCCAGACCGUCAUCUUCUUCUUCGUCGAGGACACCUACCACUACUGGCUUCAUCGAGCCUUCCACUGGGGCCCGCUGUACCGCGCCGUUCACCGCGUCCACCAUCAAUACGCCGCCCCCUUCGGGUUGACGGCCGAGUACGCCAGUCCCUGGGAGACAAUGCUCCUGGGCUUCGGCACCAUUGGUCCUCCCUUGGUGUUGGGCUGGUGCACGGGUGAAGUGCAUCUGAUGACGGUGCUGGUGUGGGUGGCGCUAAGGCAGUUCCAGGCCAUUGACGCGCAUUCUGGGUAUGAUUUCCCCUGGAGCCUGCGGCGGAUUUUCCCGCUGUGGGGUGGCUCCGACUGGCAUGACGAUCACCACCGGUAUUUCCGGGGGAAUUAUUCGAGCUCGUUUAAGCAUUGGGAUGUGUUGAUGGGAACCGUUGCUGGACCGAGAGGCAAGAAGAUGAAGAAGAGUGAGUGAGUGAGAAAGGAAGGGUGGCAGGCGAGGGCCAGGCCAUGCUGCUUAGACG
Messenger RNA from Aspergillus saccharolyticus JOP 1030-1, 934 nucleotides. Its product is annotated as sterol desaturase family protein. Gene Ontology annotation, molecular function: C-4 methylsterol oxidase activity; iron ion binding. The transcript is spliced from 3 exons. The coding region runs from base 1 to 885 and encodes 294 amino acids. Gene Ontology annotation, biological process: ergosterol biosynthetic process. Lineage: Eukaryota; Fungi; Ascomycota; Eurotiomycetes; Eurotiales; Aspergillaceae. The record is from RefSeq and is a predicted model, not a curated record.